AUGGACCGUGCUUCGGUGCUGUGGUGUGGUGCUGGGCUGGACAGACAGACAGAUUCACUCUCGCUCGCGUCUCCCGUCCCGUACUGGACCCGGGCUGCGGGCUGGUUGCUGGUUGCUGGUUGCUGGAGACCAGAAUUUGCUGUCGGCCACAGCCGCACAUCUACGGGCGCCAGAGGCGGGCAAGACAGCAGGCUUCACUUAGCUCUCAAGGCUUCACCGCGCUUGCAUCUCACUCUUGGCCUCAUCUUCCCAGCCCUCUGGCACCGCCAACGCAAAGCCAAACGCCUCAUUAUCUGCGGAUCUGAGCUCGUCUACUGUACGGCUUGGAAAGCAUCUGAGCACAGCACAUCUCCUCACUUCUCCUCCGCACCAAGCCUAACAGGGUUACUCACCACGCCCCCCAGACUGGUCGACGGAACCGUGAAAGGCGCCCGUACCCGUCAACUCGUCGAAGGCCAAGACCACCGAGUUCAAUAA
Molecule: messenger RNA, 477 nt
Organism: Mollisia scopiformis
Lineage: Eukaryota; Fungi; Ascomycota; Leotiomycetes; Helotiales; Mollisiaceae
Exons: 3
Coding region: 1-477 (158 amino acids)
Source: RefSeq, a predicted model, not a curated record